Molecule: messenger RNA, 2910 nt
Organism: Closterium sp. Naga37s-1
Lineage: Eukaryota; Viridiplantae; Streptophyta; Zygnematophyceae; Desmidiales; Closteriaceae
Source: the annotation of a GenBank genome assembly
AUGGCGGCGCCGAACCUUCCUGAAAAAUACGAGGUGCCGUCGUACCUCAAGGAGCUCUGGUCCGAUUCUCCUAUCCAUGGCUCUCCGUUCCGCGCGCCGGGAAGGCCCACUGACCCUGGCGGGAUGCGCGGCGGACAGCCGUUCUCACUCGGGCAAGGAAUGAUGACUUUUGAAAAUUCGCAAAAACUAACCGAAGCCGCGGCAGGAGCGCCCGGAAGGUUCCGAGGGGAAGGAGGAUACGGAGGGAAUGGGGAAGGAGUGAACCGCGGGAGUCCGUCUCUCGGUCCGUACCCGCCUCCCGGGAUGAACGGGGGUGAUCCGCGCCUGCAAGGGUUUCCCGAUCCUGCUGGGCCGUUCGACCAGCGUGUUGCCUCGUUAGAAGGGUCCCCAUUUGGGAGAAAGGCCGUGGAGGCAGGCAGAGGCUCUCCCAGCCGAUCCUCUCUUAGUAACUGGCCGUACGGGGUGAGUGAGACUGAAGCGGAUAGAGCAAUAGGGGGAGGAGAGGGGCGUGGGGACAGCCGGUUCAACCCUUCGCGCGGAGGUAUGGCUGCGCCCGGAGGGGGAGGCGGAGGCGGAGGCGGAGGGGGGGCGGGAAGGAACGCUGGUGUGGCCCAGUGGGCGGCUGUCGGAGCGAACGGGAAGGACGCAGGGCGAAGGGAGGAUGGAGGGCGACAAGAAGACUUUGCUGUUGGCGCUGCUCCUGGUGGUGGGUGGGGUGUGGGUGGCGGCGUGAGCAACGGAGGCAUGGUUACAGGAGGCAGAGGAGGCGAGGGAGUAGACGUGGGGGACUCGUGGCGUCGCGCUGGCGCCCUGGGGCCGGAUGGGCCUCAAGGAAACUUCCCGUUACCUCUGCACCAGCAAUUUCCGUCUGCCCAGCAGCAGCAACAGCAGGGUGGGAUAAUGGGUGCAGUGACUUCGAAUACUAACGGUGGUGCUUUUAACGCGGACGAGCUUACUCUGGAGCAGCUGACCGACCCUGCUGCUGUGGCUGCGCUGGAAGGCCCGUCGAGCCAGCAGACAAAUUUGGACCUCCUCGCCGCUGCUGGUAACGCCUUCGCCGCUCCUCAACUGAAAGUCUCUGGCCUGCACCAGCAGCAGCAGCAGCAGCAGCAGCAGCAGCAGCAGCAGUACCCGCAGCAGGAGCAGCAGCACCAGCAGCAGCAGUUUCAGCAGCAGCAGCAGCAGCAGCAACAACAGCAGGUGCAGCAGGGAAGGGCGCAGGCAACGGCGCGCAAGCUGUUCAACGACGACAUGUUCCCCCCUCUCGGCUCGCCCUCCGCUCCCGCGCCCGGCAAGGCGGGGGCGAGCGCGCAAGGCAGUGGCGGCGGGGCGGGGAGAGGCGCAGUAGGCGUGGAGGGGGAUGGGGCGGGCGGCGGCGCCAGUGCGGGGAAGGGCGCGGAGGAUAUGAGGAACUCUUUGGAGGCUUUGGCGGAAGAUAUGAAAGCGUUCGACCUCUCUGGUGACCCGACUGGUGACUCGGGUCAGUUUCAACUGCUGCAGGGGCGUGCGGGGCAGCAGCAGCAGCAGCAGCAGCACGGGCAACAGCACAUGUCUCGCAAUCAGCUGCUGCAGCAGCAGCAGCAGCAGCAGCAGCAGCAGCAGCCACGGCAGCAGCCGCAGCAGCACGGUAUCCCCAUCCAUCCGCAUCGGCACCACGCUGCCUUCACUGCAGCCCCCCGCCAUCCCCCAGGCUCCAGCCCCGGCCAGCGGUUCAGGCAUCCCGAGCAGCAGCAGCAGCAGCAGCAGCAGCAGCAGCCGCAGCAACAGGGGGGCGUGCAGCAGCAGCAGCAGCAGCAGCAGGAGCAGCAGCAGCUCCAGGUAAGAGCCCAGCAACAGCAACAGCAGCAGCAACAUCAGCAGCAGCAGGCGGGUCAGUUCCGCCCGCACGCCCACCGCCCGCCAUCCCUCCGCGUGGACCUUUCCCGCCUCAACUCCCACCUGCUCUCCCUCUUCCGCUCGCUGGAGCCCACAGCAGAGGAGGCGGAGCGCAAGGAGCAGCUCAUGCGCACGCUCACGCGCGUGGCGGGUGCCACGUACCCCUCCGCGCAGCUGUUCCUGUACGGGUCGUGCGCCAACUCGUUUGGCGUGCGCAACUGCGACGUGGACGUGUGCCUCGCGCUGGACGGCCCAGAUGUGUCGCGCGUGGAGGUGAUCACGAAUAUGGCGACCGCGUUGAGAGCCGAGGGCAUGCUGAACGUGCAGGCGCUGACCCACGCCCGCGUGCCGAUCGUCAAGUUCAUGGAUCCAGCAUCGGGGGUGGCGUGUGACAUGUGUGUCAACAACCUGGCAGCCGUCGCCAACAGCCGCCUGCUGGCGGACUAUGGGCGCCUGGACGAGCGCGUGCGCCAGCUGGCUUUCCUCGUGAAGCACUGGGCGAAAAGGAGGCAGAUUAACGAAACUUUCCGCGGCACGCUUUCUUCCUACGCCUACGUCAUCAUGUGCAUCCACUACCUCCAGCAGCGCCAGCCACCCAUUCUGCCAUGCCUGCAGGAGAUGCAGCCGCACACGUGCCGCGUGCAGGUGGGCGGCGUCGUUUGUUCCUACUACGACAACCUGGACACGCUGCGCGGCUUUGGGGCGGCGAACGGGGAGACGGUGGGCGAGCUGCUGGCAGGGCUGUUUGAGUACUGGGCCUUCCGCCACGACUACAACCGCUGUGUCAUCAGCAUCCGCACCGGCGGCUUCCUCAGCAAGGAGGAGAAGGAGUGGACGAGGCGCGUGGGCAACGAGCGCCACCUGAUCUGCAUAGAGGACCCCUUUGACCUCGCUCACGACCUCGGCCGUGUGGUUGACCGCGCCUCCAUCCGCGUGCUCAGGGAUGAGUUUCACCGCGCCGCCAAGCUCAUGCGCCACGACCCCGAGCCGUAUGUGACACUCUUUGAGCCGUACGUGCGAGAAGAUGAACGGUGA